Molecule: messenger RNA, 2232 nt
Organism: Daucus carota subsp. sativus
Lineage: Eukaryota; Viridiplantae; Streptophyta; Magnoliopsida; Apiales; Apiaceae
Product: chitin elicitor receptor kinase 1-like
Exons: 12
Coding region: 122-1849 (575 amino acids)
Biological process (GO): protein phosphorylation; innate immune response
Molecular function (GO): ATP binding; transmembrane receptor protein kinase activity
Source: RefSeq, a predicted model, not a curated record
AGAGAUGAGAGUACUGAAUCCUCCCCGUUUAACAAAUUAGUACUCUCUUCCUUUCCUUGAUAAACACAUUUCCAACUUCUCAAUCAAAACUCAAAAGCUUCCAUCCCAUCUUGCAUGCAAAAUGGUGAAACUCAGGUCACCUUCCUGUUCUUUUCUGAUCAUGGUCACCUUGUUUUACACCAUCGAAGUUGAUUCCAAGAAGUGCCAUGGUGAAUGCACUGCUUUAGCUUCAUACUACUUAUGGGGUGGAGCAAAUCUAACACUACUCACCGAGGCCUUCAACACAAACUAUAGUAACAUCAUGGGUUAUAAUCCACAGAUAUAUAAUUUUGACAAGAUUUACAAAGGCCAGAGAGUGAAUGUUCCAUUUCAAUGUGGGUGUUUAAGGGGUUCAGAUUCUGAGUUUCUUGGUCAUCGCUUUAGUUUCAAAAGUAAAACUGGGAAUACUUAUAAGACGAUUGCUGAUAUUGUGUAUUCUAGGCUUACUAGAGUGGAAUGGUUAGUUGAGUUCAAUGAUUUUCAUGCUAAUCAGCGGAUUGAAAAGAAUCAAAGUUUAGAUGUUCCGGUGCUAUGCUCUUGUGGUAAUAAGAAGGUUUCCAAGGAUUAUGGGUUGUUUAUUACGUAUCCGUUGAGGCCUGGUGAGAAUUUGUCUUUGGUGGCUAAAAGGGUUGAACUUUCGGAGAAGUUGUUGAUGGAUUAUAAUCCUGGUGUGGAUUUUAGUAGCGGAAGUGGCAUGGUUUUCAUUCCCGGCAAAGAUCAAACUGGGAGUUACCCACAAUUAAAAUUAAGCUCGAGUAGGUGGUUCUUUACCUCUUACAGUCUCCUGAAAAUUUUGGCAGGAAAACAUGUUGAAGCCAUUGCAAGCCUAUGCAUUGCAGGUGUUACCGGGACUCUUGCAUUGGCUGCUUUUUUCUACUAUUGUGUCUACAAGCGCAGAAUCUUUGUUAAAAGAUCAUUCAUUCACCCCGUAGAGACUAAGAUCGGAUCUAGUGCUUUCAGUGGCAUCUGUUCCUUAAGGCAUAUGAGUAUCAUAACUGACAAAUCAUUGGAAUUCCCAUAUUCUGAACUUGCUGAAGCCACUAGAAACUUCAGCCUAGCUAACAAGAUUGGUGAAGGAGAGUCUGGUUCUGUUUACUAUGCAGAGCUAAGAGGAGAGAAAGUUGCAAUCAAGAAAAUGGAUAUGCAAGCUUCGAAAGUAUUUGUGGCUGAACUGAAGGUUUUGACAAAUAUUCAUCACUUGAACUUGGUGCGCUUAAUUGGAUAUGCUGUUGAGGGUUCCUUGUUUAUAGUAUAUGAAUUCAUGGCGAAUGGCAACUUACGCCAGCAUCUACGUGGUUUUCCAGGGAAGGCACCAUUAUCAUGGUCUAGCAGGGUGCAAAUUGCACUCGAUGCAGCGAGAGGACUAGAAUAUCUCCAUGAGCACACUAAUCCAGCCUACGUUCAUCAUGACAUCAAGUCCUCUAACAUUUUGCUAGACAUAAAUUUACGUGCCAAGGUUGCCAAAUUUGGGUUGGCAAAACUUGAAGAAGUUGGGGCUGGUUCCUUUCUAACUCAAUUUUUGGGUACUUUUGGGUACAUGCCUCCCGAAUAUUAUUGUGGAGUAACCUCCACCAAGAAAGAUGUAUAUGCUUUUGGAGUUGUUCUUUAUGAACUAAUUUCCGCUAGAGCAGCCAUUGUCAAGUAUGGCGAAGAUUCUGUGAUAGCAUUGGGACUUGAUGACGGUGAAGAUUCUAUGAGAGAGGUGGAACUUGUUGCUAUGUUUGAAGAGGUAAUGAAUCAGCCCGACCCCAGCACAGAUCUCCUCCGAGGCUUGGUGAUGACUAUCCAAUCUACUCGGUUUGUAAGGUAGCCCAGCUUGCUAAAGAUUGUACACUACGAAAUCAUGUACUAAGGCUAAGCAUGAGGUCAGUUGUGGUUGCCCUCAUGACACUUGUAUCCGGAAGUAAGGACUUGGAAGCCAGUUCAUCAGAGAAAAACCGAGAUCUUGUUACCUGAUGUCUUGAGUAUAGCUUAUGACUGGAGUCGUCGUGUUUCCAUUGCUGUUUAAAUGUAUUUAUAUUAGCUUAUAAGAAGUAUGCAUAUCUCGGGCUGGGGAUGCUGCUUUCGGUAUAUACAACAAUACUAAACUGUCAUAAACAGAGGCCUUUCUCUGUAUUUUGUGACAGUUUCAACUUGAAGUACUAAGUGACAGUCAUUGAUCAGUUGGAUGACCCAAUUGCAAGUUUCCGGUCA